This is a messenger RNA of Anastrepha ludens (Mexican fruit fly), 3675 nucleotides long. RefSeq names its product SLIT-ROBO Rho GTPase-activating protein 1-like. Bases 262 to 3576 code for a protein of 1104 amino acids. Lineage: Eukaryota; Metazoa; Arthropoda; Insecta; Diptera; Tephritidae. The transcript has 19 exons. Gene Ontology annotation, molecular function: protein binding. Gene Ontology annotation, cellular component: cytoplasm. Gene Ontology annotation, biological process: signal transduction; negative regulation of cell migration. The record is from RefSeq and is a predicted model, not a curated record.
UACCAUAAAAACAUUUAGUAGUGUAUACAUAUUCCUAAGAUUCGUAAGUCUGCUGGAAAGAUUUUUUUAUUGAAUAUUGCGCUGUUCUCUACGGAACAUCAUUAUAGUUUGAUUUAAGACUAAAAAAUAUAAAAUAAAGGAGUGACAUGAUUUUGUGUGUAUGUCCUACAUAGGGUUUCCAACUUUAAAUUUCCAACAAAAGUUGACAGAUACUCGUGGAGUGAACAUGUAUGAUCGUAUACGGUUCUUAUUGACCAUACAAUGAUGGGCGAAAAGGAUCAGGAUAUAAAAAGCCCAAUGAAACGAGUGGGGUCCACAAGAAAAAUCGUUAUGUUCAGCAAUAUUCGUCAACAGCUUAAUGAACAGCUUCGAUGCCUUGAUAUCAGAGUUGAGUCUCAAGUUGGAUUAAUUCAAGAAAUACAGGAUUUCUUCCGGCGUCGUGGCGAGUUAGAGCUUGACUACAGUAAAAGUCUGGAAAAGUUUGCUCGAGGAUUACUUUUAAAGCACAAGGAACAGAAGCAAAAGAGAGAUCACUGGCCAAUAUUUUCAACCUUUGCAUGCUGGCAACAUUUAGUAAAAGAAACCCAAUCACUGUCAAAAGAUCAUGCCAUAUUAGCGGAUUUGUAUUCCAUAAGUAUUGUUGCUAGCUUACAGACGACCAUUGAAGACGUUCAGCGGAUAUAUAAAAAGUGCAAGUUGAUAGGAUAUGAAAUCCACGAAGAUAUACAACGUCUCCUACAGGAACUCCACAUGACAAUGAAAACGUAUCAAAGAUACGAGAGUGAGUGUAAAUCAGCAAAAAUAAAAUUGGUUACAGCAGAAGCACAACGAAAAAAGCUAGAACAAACAAUUGCAAAAGAAAAGCUGGAACGUAACAAAAAAUAUAAACUUACUGAAAAAGAAAUUAUUAAGAGAGAUACAAAAUAUAAGGAUGCAAGACUGAAAGCCCUAAAAGCAAAAACUGAGUACCAAUUAUGUCUCGAAGCCUCAAAUACUACUAUACAUAAAUAUUUUGUAGAGGAUUUGUGUGAUUUAAUAGAUUGUAUGGAUCUCGGAUUUGGAUCAAUGAUUUCGAAGGCGAUUCUAAUGCAUGUUUCAGCAGAUCAGGGACGAUCAAGGGCAAUUCUUCAGCAAGCCGAUAAUCUCUCCCAUUUAAUACAUUCUAUAGAUUGUCGUGCAGAUAAGCAAAAGUUUUUAGAACACCAUCAUGCUGCGUUUAUGAUUCCUAAGCGUUUGGAACUACAAUGCCAACAAGAUCAGUCUGAUAGCAUUGAAAUGGAAAUAAAAAAAGAAUUACAUUUGGAUAUGGAACAACGAUUAGAAACUCUAGGUCAAAGGUUGCGGGAUCUUCGCAUAGAAUGUGACGAAGUUUGGAAGUCACUUGAGACAGCAGAGACAAAACUCUUAGAGCAUUAUAAUAGCAAGGACAAUGACACCAGCGACAUCUUCACGGAAGGCAAACAAUAUUUACUUAAGCCACCUAAUUGCAAUAUAACGCCUAAACUAAAAGCCGAAAAACAGGACAUUGAGGAUUAUUAUAUAACGAAAAUUCGCGAGUACAUCACAGGAACAUCGCGAAUAGCUCGUUUAAGUGCAAAGGCAGAAUUUUUACGAAACGUUUUAAUCAAGGAUAAUUCAUGUAAUUUACCUUCUCAUGCUAAAGGAAUCGUAUCCGUGCGCAAACGUAUUGGGCGUGUUAAUAUUUCUGGCCAACCUAAAUUAUUUGGAGGUUCCUUGGAAGAAUAUUUGGAAUUCACCGGCGAAGAAGUACCACUAGUAAUGCGAAGCUGCAUUCGUGUUAUUAAUCUAUAUGGGUUGCAUCAUCAGGGAAUAUUUAGAGUUUCAGGUUCACAGGUCGAAAUUUCAAAUUUUCGUGAAGCAUUCGAAAGAGGAGAAGAUCCACUUGCCGAUACAAAUGAUGCAUCAGAUAUUAAUUCAGUUGCUGGAGUUUUAAAGUUAUACCUGCGGGAAUUGAGAGAACCGCUGUUUCCCAUAGUAUAUUUCGAACAUUUUGUGGCCAUAGCAGGAAUACACACAAAAGAGGAUAUCAUAACAGCUAUAAGAAAUUUUCUAAGCAACCUUUCUCCAGCAGUUUUAGUUGUUAUUCGUUAUCUUUUCGCUUUUCUAAAUCACUUGUCGGAAUACGCAGAUGAAAAUAUGAUGGACGCAUUUAAUUUAGCUAUCUGUUUCGGGCCAACACUCAUGCCUGCGCCAGAGGAUAAGGAUCAAGUGCAGUACCAAAAUCAGAUAAACGAACUUAUUAAAUGUAUGAUACUGUAUCACGAUGAUAUUUUUCCACCAGAUUUGGUAGGCUUGGAAUAUGAAAAAUAUAUAUCCCACGAACCCUUCAUGGAUAUUUUUGUUGGUGAAUCUCCAGUUGAUAAUGUGACUGAAGACCUUGACUCAGAAAUUUGCCCUUCCGAAGAUGAAUCGGAAACCUUGGAAGCUACGGUUCAGUUCGAUUUUAAAGCAAGGUCUAAUCGUGAACUGUCAAUUCGGAAAGGAGAUAUUGUGAUCCUAAGAAAACAGGUAUCUAAUGACUGGUGGCACGGAGCGUUAAAUGGAAGGGAAGGUUUGAUACCUGACAAAUAUAUAUCACUCAGAAUUAAAGGAGAAGAUAGAGACAAAGUCUGUACAGAGCAAUACACGUCUAGGAAUAUUAAUACCGAAAACGAAUCGGCUGUCGAAAGUCGAAUAGAUACCGCUAAGGAGGAUUGUCAUAUUUUCAUUCAGUCUGAUAUUGAGCCAAUUCCAAAUAGUUUAAGAACCAACAACGAAUUUUACGAAGACAAUUCUCUAAAUGCCUACGAAAAUAAUGCGGAGCUACAGAUUGUACACAAUUGUGACAAUUUAGAGAAUAUACCGGCACAGGAAUCCAAAAUGCAUAUCAACAGCAGCGAAACAAUGCUCAAGGACGCGGAAAUAAAUGAUAACUCAGUUACUUGUAAAAUGCACUCUGUAAAUGAUAGUGGGAACAAUUCUCAAUCUUCGGCAGAGUUGGAACAUGUGAGUAAGGCUGAAGAUACUACUGAGGAGGAGCUGAAAAACUUAAGUGAAUUUCAAAAGAAUAAAUUCUUGUGGGAAGUAAGAUCUCGGGGUACAUCCAAGGAAGCAUUUUACAAUUUGCCAUAUGAAAAGAAACAUAUUGCCCCUGAUCUAGUUAUGGAUUUACCAAUCUCAAAAAAUAAAACAAUUUUUGAGUAUGUUUCCCAAGUUGUGGAUCCUGAGGAUACCGAUGAGACAGCACACAUGAAAGGAAAUAUGGCAUCCUUUAAAAAGGCCGAACAUACGACAUUUACGAAGAAAAAUAAUUGUAACGAAGAUUCCAAAGCAGCUAGUGUUUCUUCACCUGGACCAGUUAAAGAAGAUCUACCAUCUCAAAGAGAUCUUUUUAUUGUGGAAGGCAACAAUUUGUACGCUAACGUUAAUGUUUCGUCCACGUCAACAGGUGGAUAUAUUUUAGAACGAGAAUUAAAACAAUACCAAAUGGCGCACAAACAAAACGAUUUAAAGAAAAAUGAAACAAUUGUGAAUGAAAGUACGGUAGAAACAAAUAAAAGUGACAAUAUAGAGUAAAUAUUGCUGUUAAUGUAUUCCUCAAGUACCCCAUUAUAUUUUUUUAAUUUCUAUGUAAUACAUUGAUAUGAAGCAAGUAUCUCUUCUUAAUAAUAAAAG